GUUUCUAUGCGCGGUGAAUGAUUGUUUAUUGUAGUCAGAGGCCGGUAGCUAAUAAUUUGUUAUAGUAACAUACUCAGACGCAAUUUAAAAAAAUAUGUCUUCUGAAAAUAGUGGAAUUCCCGUAACCAUUGAAUUCGGGGGUGGGGCGGAACUGCUUUUCGAUAAGAAGAAAAAACACGAGGCGAACUUACCUGGCAACGAAUGGACGAUACAGAAGCUACUCUUCUGGAUAAAAGAUAACCUCUUAAAAGAGCGACCGGAACUUUUUUUACAAGGGAAUACCGUGCGACCAGGAAUCUUAGUUCUCGUGAAUGACACUGACUGGGAGUUGUUGGGCGAAGGGAGUUACAAAUUGUGCCCCGGCGACAAGAUACUGUUCAUAUCCACGUUGCACGGAGGAUAGACGGGGGACGAGCACGAUGGCAACGAUCGACGAGGAGUGAACAGCCGCGGCUACUCUUCGAUUUCCACGGCGUGCUAUUGCAUCGCGAAGUGGCGCGUGUACGCGUGCACAGUGUCAGAGAAUAAAGCGUUCAUUCGCACG
Molecule: messenger RNA, 544 nt
Organism: Colletes gigas
Lineage: Eukaryota; Metazoa; Arthropoda; Insecta; Hymenoptera; Colletidae
Gene: Urm1
Product: ubiquitin-related modifier 1
Exons: 5
Coding region: 95-403 (102 amino acids)
Biological process (GO): protein urmylation; tRNA thio-modification
Cellular component (GO): nucleus; cytoplasm
Molecular function (GO): protein tag activity
Source: RefSeq, a predicted model, not a curated record